Tarenaya hassleriana is the source of this 1192-nucleotide messenger RNA. RefSeq lists its product as uncharacterized. Lineage: Eukaryota; Viridiplantae; Streptophyta; Magnoliopsida; Brassicales; Cleomaceae. The transcript has a single exon. The annotation marks the transcript as partial. The record is from RefSeq and is a predicted model, not a curated record.
AUGGAUGUUGAACUUGAUGCUUUGGUUGGAAAUGGAACUUGGUCUGUAGUUUCUCUUCCACCUGGAAAGCGGGCAGUAGGUUGUAAAUGGGUUUACAAGAUAAAAAGAAAGGCUGAUGGAUCUGUAGAGCGAUACAAGGCUCGUUUGGUAGCAAAGGGAUUCACACAACAAGAGGGAGUUGACUUCAUAGAUACUUUUUCACCUGUUGCAAAAUUGGUAACUGUCAAGUUGCUCCUUGCCUUGGCUGCAAAACAGAACUGGAUUCUUACACAAAUGGAUGUUACUAAUGCUUUCUUACAUGGUGACCUUGAGGAGGAGAUUUAUAUGUCUCUGCCACCAGGUUAUACUGAUGCACAAUCUGGAAACAUGCCUCGGGAUGCAGUCUGCAAAUUACAGAAAUCUCUAUAUGGGUUGCGACAAGCCAGUCGACAAUGGUACCAUAAAUUUGCAAGUGUUCUGCUCGAAGAUGGUUUCAAGCAGUCCAAAGCCGAUCACACAUUAUUUGUGAGACGUUCAAAAUCUGGUUUUGUAGCUUUACUGGUAUAUGUGGAUGACAUUGUUAUUGCUAGUGACAGUGUUGAUGCAGUUUCAGAAGUAAAGGACCUACUGAGACAGAAAUUCAAGAUUAAAGACUUGGGAGAUUUGAGAUUCUUCCUUGGAUUGGAGAUAGCACGACAAAGGAAGGGAAUAUCACUGUGUCAGAGGAAAUAUUGUCUGGAUUUAAUCUCAGAUUCAGGUUUAUUGGGAUGUAAACCAGUAUCUACACCUCUUGAUGCAAAUACGCAUUUGAGUAAAGAUGCUGGAACUCCUCUUGAAGACAUAACAAGUUAUAGACGUCUUGUGGGAAGGUUAUUAUACCUAACCAUAACCAGACCAGAUAUUACGUUUGCCACUCACAAGCUUAGCCAGUUUUUAUCAGCUCCAACAGAUAUACAUAUGCAAGCGGCGCAGAGGGUAGUGCGGUAUCUGAAAACCAACCCCGGGCAAGGUCUGUUUUAUUCUGCAUCUUCAGCUCUUCGUUUCAAUGCUUUUGCGGAUGCAGACUGGGCAACAUGUCCUGAUACGAGACGCUCAGUUUCUGGGUUCUGUAUUUUUCUGGGAGAAUCUUUGAUUUCAUGGAAAUCAAAGAAACAGACUACGGUUUCGAGGAGCAGCACAGAGGCAGAAUAUAGAUCAUUAGCUAAUGCUACUU